Messenger RNA from Odobenus rosmarus divergens (Pacific walrus), 3005 nucleotides. It is a transcript of the gene TNPO2, whose product is annotated as transportin 2. Gene Ontology annotation, cellular component: cytoplasm; nucleus. The record is from RefSeq and is a predicted model, not a curated record. Lineage: Eukaryota; Metazoa; Chordata; Mammalia; Carnivora; Odobenidae. The transcript is spliced from 25 exons. Gene Ontology annotation, molecular function: small GTPase binding; nuclear import signal receptor activity. Bases 57 to 2720 code for a protein of 887 amino acids. Gene Ontology annotation, biological process: protein import into nucleus.
AGAAGCCGCAGCGCAAGGCGCCGCUGCUGCCACCCGGGGCCGGCUCACCUUGCGCCAUGGACUGGCAGCCAGAUGAGCAGGGCCUGCAGCAGGUCCUGCAGCUGCUCAAAGACUCGCAGUCGCCCAACACAGCCACGCAGCGCAUCGUGCAGGACAAACUCAAACAACUGAACCAGUUUCCCGACUUCAACAACUACCUGAUCUUUGUCCUGACCAGACUCAAGUCGGAAGAUGAGCCAACUCGUUCCCUCAGUGGUCUCAUCCUCAAGAACAACGUGAAGGCACAUUACCAGAGCUUUCCGCCACCUGUGGCCGACUUCAUCAAACAGGAGUGUCUCAACAACAUUGGCGAUGCCUCCUCACUCAUCCGAGCUACCAUAGGCAUUCUCAUCACCACCAUCGCUUCCAAGGGCGAGCUGCAGAUGUGGCCCGAGCUGCUGCCCCAGCUGUGCAACCUGCUCAACUCGGAGGAUUACAACACCUGUGAGGGAGCCUUCGGAGCCCUGCAGAAGAUCUGCGAAGACUCAUCUGAGCUCCUGGACAGUGAUGCCCUCAACAGGCCACUCAACAUCAUGAUCCCCAAGUUCUUACAGUUCUUCAAGCACUGCAGCCCAAAGAUCCGGUCCCAUGCCAUCGCCUGCGUGAACCAGUUCAUCAUGGACCGGGCCCAGGCACUGAUGGACAACAUUGACACCUUCAUCGAGCACCUGUUCGCCCUGGCCGUGGACGAUGACCCCGAGGUGCGGAAGAACGUGUGCCGUGCCCUGGUGAUGCUGCUGGAAGUGCGGAUCGACAGGCUCAUCCCCCACAUGCACAGCAUUAUCCAGUACAUGCUGCAGAGGACCCAGGACCACGAUGAGAACGUGGCCCUGGAGGCCUGUGAGUUCUGGCUGACGCUGGCCGAGCAGCCCAUCUGCAAGGAAGUCCUGGCCUCCCACCUGGUCCAGUUGAUCCCCAUCCUGGUAAAUGGAAUGAAGUACUCAGAAAUUGACAUCAUUCUGCUCAAGGGGGACGUGGAGGAGGACGAGGCAGUCCCCGACAGUGAGCAGGACAUCAAGCCACGUUUCCAUAAGUCCCGCACAGUGACGCUGCCCCAUGAGGCUGAGCGGCCUGAUGGCUCAGAGGACGCGGAGGAUGAUGAUGAUGACGAUGCUUUGUCCGACUGGAAUCUGAGGAAGUGCUCGGCAGCUGCGCUGGAUGUCCUGGCCAACGUCUUCCGGGAGGAACUGCUGCCCCACCUACUCCCCCUGCUCAAGGGUCUCCUCUUCCACCCUGAGUGGGUGGUCAAAGAGUCAGGCAUCCUGGUGCUGGGUGCCAUCGCUGAGGGCUGCAUGCAGGGCAUGGUGCCCUACCUGCCUGAGCUGAUCCCGCACCUCAUCCAGUGCCUGUCGGACAAGAAGGCCCUGGUCCGCUCCAUUGCCUGCUGGACGCUGAGCCGCUACGCCCACUGGGUGGUCAGCCAGCCACCCGACAUGCACCUCAAGCCUCUGAUGACAGAGCUGCUCAAGCGCAUCCUGGAUGGCAACAAGAGGGUGCAGGAGGCAGCCUGCAGUGCCUUCGCCACCCUGGAGGAGGAGGCCUGCACAGAGCUGGUGCCCUACCUCAGCUAUAUCCUGGACACCCUUGUCUUUGCCUUUGGCAAGUACCAGCACAAGAACCUGCUCAUCCUCUACGACGCCAUCGGCACCCUGGCCGACUCGGUGGGCCACCACCUCAACCAGCCGGAAUACAUCCAGAAGCUGAUGCCUCCGCUGAUCCAGAAGUGGAACGAGCUCAAGGAUGAAGACAAGGACCUCUUCCCUCUGCUGGAGUGCCUGUCAUCGGUGGCCACUGCCCUGCAGAGUGGCUUCCUGCCCUACUGCGAGCCCGUCUACCAGCGCUGUGUCACCCUGGUGCAGAAGACUCUGGCCCAGGCCAUGAUGUACACCCAGCACCCUGAGCAGUACGAGGCCCCUGACAAGGACUUCAUGAUUGUGGCGCUGGACCUGCUCAGUGGCCUGGCCGAGGGCCUGGGUGGCCACGUGGAACAGCUGGUGGCCCGCAGCAACAUCAUGACGCUGCUCUUCCAGUGUAUGCAGGACUCAAUGCCUGAGGUCCGGCAGAGCUCCUUCGCGCUCCUGGGAGAUCUCACCAAAGCCUGCUUCAUCCAUGUCAAGCCCUGUAUCGCUGAGUUCAUGCCCAUCCUGGGCACCAACCUGAACCCUGAGUUCAUCUCUGUCUGCAACAAUGCCACCUGGGCCAUUGGCGAGAUCUGCAUGCAGAUGGGGGCAGAGAUGCAGCCCUACGUGCAGAUGGUCCUCAACAACCUGGUGGAGAUCAUCAACCGGCCCAACACACCCAAGACGCUGCUGGAAAACACAGCCAUCACCAUCGGCCGCCUGGGCUACGUGUGCCCACAGGAGGUGGCACCCAUGCUGCAGCAGUUCAUCCGGCCCUGGUGCACGUCCCUCAGGAACAUCAGGGACAAUGAGGAGAAGGACUCGGCCUUCCGAGGCAUCUGCAUGAUGAUAGGCGUCAACCCCGGGGGCGUCGUGCAGGACUUUAUUUUCUUCUGCGACGCUGUAGCCUCCUGGGUGAGCCCGAAGGAUGACCUUCGGGACAUGUUUUAUAAGAUUCUCCACGGCUUCAAAGACCAAGUUGGGGAGGAGAACUGGCAGCAGUUCUCAGAGCAGUUCCCGCCUCUGCUCAAGGAGAGGUUGGCUGCCUUCUAUGGGGUCUAGAUGAGCGUCACGACUGCCAGGUUUCUGUCUGCGUCGUUGGAGGGGUUGCUGGGGAGCGCGCUGCGUCCUGAAGUCGCCGUGCCCUGGUCGAGGGGGGUUAGGGAGGAGUGAGCGGGACCCAAAUCCAGACGCCUUCCCCGUCCACCUACCUGCCAUGGGUGUGUGUGGCCUGGCGGCCAACGGGCAGGUGGGUGGGGUCUCCACACUCAUCCUACAAACGGGAGGGGGGGGUGGGACUUCUUGGCAGCAAGGGCCCUUUGUUCUCAGUCGGGGUCACCUCAGGCA